Messenger RNA from Melampsora larici-populina 98AG31, 1200 nucleotides. RefSeq lists its product as uncharacterized. Gene Ontology annotation, molecular function: NAD binding; magnesium ion binding; isocitrate dehydrogenase (NADP+) activity. The record is from RefSeq and is a predicted model, not a curated record. Gene Ontology annotation, cellular component: mitochondrion. Gene Ontology annotation, biological process: isocitrate metabolic process. NCBI's taxonomy places the organism in Eukaryota, Fungi, Basidiomycota, Pucciniomycetes, Pucciniales, Melampsoraceae. The transcript is spliced from 10 exons. Bases 1 to 1200 code for a protein of 399 amino acids.
AUGAUGUCUUCUAGUUUUAAUAAGAUUCAAGUUAAGAAUAAGUUGGUGGAAAUCGAUGGUGAUGAAAUGACAAGAAUCAUAUGGCAUAAGAUCAGAUCAGAUCUUAUCUUACCAUUUAUAGAUAUACCAAUUGAUUAUUAUGAUUUAUCAAUUCAAAACCGAGAUAGAACAGAUGAUCAAGUAACGAUCUUAGCAGCUCAAGCAAUCUUAAAACAUGGAGUUGGAAUUAAAUGUGCAACUAUCACACCAGAUGAAGCAAGAGUUAAAGAAUUUAAAUUAAAAAAAAUGUGGUUAUCACCUAAUGGAACGAUCCGAAAUAUCUUAAACGGAACAGUAUUCCGUGAACCGAUCUUAUGUCAACGAAUCCCCAAAGCUUUACCAGCUUGGACUUCUCCUAUCGUUGUAGGUAGACAUGCUCAUGCAGAUCAAUACAGAAGUCAAGGAUUAGUGAUCGAUCAACCUGGUCAACUUGAAUUGGUUUUCACACCUAACCAAAAUGAUCAAGAACCUAAACGAUUGUUAAUUAAUGAUUUCAAAUCGGCUGGGGUUGGACUUGGAAUGUUUAAUACUGAAAACUCUAUUGAUGAUUUCGCUCAUAGUUCAUUUAAAAUGGCAAUUGCUAAAAAAAUUCCAAUGUAUUUGUCAACUAAAAAUACCAUUUUGAAAGCUUAUGAUGGGAUGUGGAAAGAUCGAUUUCAAGCUAUUUAUGAUAGUGAAUAUAAACAAGAGUUUAAAAAACUUGGAAUUUGGUAUGAACAUAGGUUAAUAGAUGAUAUGGUAGCUCAGAUGAUCAAAUCAUCAGGUGGGUUCUUAAUGGCUCUCAAAAAUUACGAUGGUGAUGUUCAAUCAGAUAUUGUUGCACAAGGAUUCGGAUCAUUAGGUUUGAUGACUUCUGAGCUCGUUACACCGGAUGGUAAGAUUAUGGAAAGUGAAGCGGCUCAUGGAACAGUCACUCGACAUUACCGAGAAUAUCAAAAAGGAAACCCAACUUCGACUAAUUCGAUUGCUUCGAUUUAUGCAUGGACAAGAGGUUUAGCAUUCAGAGGGAAAUUAGAUUCCAAUGAAGCUUUGAUUAGCUUUGCUAAAACGUUGGAAGAAUGUUGUGUAGAAUCUGUUGAUCGUGAUGAGGUGAUGACGAAAGAUUUGGCGAUUGCUAUUUGGGGUAAAGAGAUUGAUUCAUCUAAAUAUGUAACUACGUAA